Messenger RNA from Striga hermonthica, 384 nucleotides. NCBI's taxonomy places the organism in Eukaryota, Viridiplantae, Streptophyta, Magnoliopsida, Lamiales, Orobanchaceae. The record is from the annotation of a GenBank genome assembly.
AUGGCAGCUCUCAAAGAGCUACAACGCGACCUAGAAAACAAAGCCAACGAUCUCAACAAGCUUCAGAAAGAUAUAUCGAAGAAUCACCAGGUCAGAAAGAAAUACACUAUUCAGCUUGGGGAGAAUGAGCUUGUCCUCAAGGAACUGGAUUUGUUGAACGAGGAUGCUAAUGUGUACAAAUUAAUUGGUCCGGUGCUUGUGAAACAGGACCUCGCAGAGGCAAAUGCCAAUGUUCGGAAGCGGAUUGAGUACAUUUCAGCUGAAUUGAAGCGCUUAGAUGGUACUCUUCAAGAUUUAGAAGAAAAGCAGAACAGCAAAAAAGAAGCGAUUUUCAAGAUUCAACAGAGAAUCCAGUCACUUCAAGCUGGAAAAGGCAAGGCAUAA